Molecule: messenger RNA, 1220 nt
Organism: Phodopus roborovskii (desert hamster)
Lineage: Eukaryota; Metazoa; Chordata; Mammalia; Rodentia; Cricetidae
Gene: Klhdc9
Product: kelch domain containing 9
Exons: 4
Coding region: 53-1105 (350 amino acids)
Molecular function (GO): cyclin binding
Source: RefSeq, a predicted model, not a curated record
GUGAAGGGGUGUAACCUAAAGCGACCCAACUGCUCUCCCCUCUGCUGGGCCCAUGGCUGAGGCGGAAUCCUCGGGUCGGGCCACGGGCUCGGCCUGGACUUGGCGGCCAGUGGCACGAGAUGCGCUUCUGGCUCGUGCCUUCCAUUCAUGCACCGAACUGCGGGGACGGUUCUAUCUGGUAGGGGGUCUCCUAGAAGGUGGUGCAAGAGUGCCCAGCAGUGAUACUGUGAUCUUUGACCCAACUGGGGGCCAAGCAGUACGACUGCCAGCCGGGGGCAGUCCCAUUCGCAGUCACCACGAUGCGGCACUGGUGGGAGGACGUUGGCUAUGCGUUGUGGGUGGCUGGGACGGGUCACAUCGCUUAGCCACGGUGGCCGCUCUGGACACGGAGAGUGGAGUUUGGGAGGUAUGGACUGCGAACCGUGGCAACUGCCCUCCUGCUGGCCUUAGCAGUCACACUUGCACACGCGUCUCAGACCGAGAGCUACUAGUGUCUGGCAGAGAGGGUGGUACCCGCACUCAGCGACGCUAUGGAAGCAUCUACACGUUAAAGUUGGACCACAGUACGCGCACUUAUUGCUACAAGGAAGAAAGCUACCACACCAUCUCACGAUCAGGUCACUGUGCUGCCCUGCUGCCAAUGGCUGGACCGCACCAGGGUCAUCAGCUAUUGCUUUUUGGGGGCUGCAACUCAGUUGAACCCGAAGUAGCAGGGCAAUGGAGCCAUGGGAAAAUUAAGGAGGAACCACCUGUUGCCCCUCGUUUGAUGGAACAGCUUGCAAGGCUUGUGAGCAGUGGGCAGGGGUUGCAGCAGGGACCCCAGAGCCUGCGACAUCAUUCCUGUUCGGUGGUGGGACCUUUUGCUGUACUGUUUGGUGGUGAGACUCUGACCAGAGCUAGAGACACGAUCUGCAAUGACCUCUACAUUUACGAUACCCGCAAAUCUCCGCCCUUGUGGUUCCACUUCCCCUCCACAGACCGCCGACUGAAGCGUGUGGGCCAUCGCACUUGCCUUUGGAAUGACCAGCUUUAUUUGGUUGGGGGUUUUGGUGAGGAUGGCAGGACAGCUAGCCCACAGGUUUGCAUCCUGGAACUCUUCGUCUAAAGAACAGCAGAAAGGCACAUGGCCAAGCCUCUAUGUUGUGGCAAACCCAUACAGCGUUCUCAUUAGAGCUACUGCCCCACUUCAAAUACUUAUUAAAUUCCAGUCUGAGAAUCAA